Molecule: messenger RNA, 669 nt
Organism: Penaeus vannamei (Pacific white shrimp)
Lineage: Eukaryota; Metazoa; Arthropoda; Malacostraca; Decapoda; Penaeidae
Source: RefSeq, a predicted model, not a curated record
AUGCAGAGCAGACAUCAACUGGAGGCUCAGGGUUGUCCAGUACGCUAUCCACAAGUGCUUCAGUUAGUAGCAGUAGCACAAGUAAUAGCACUGGUCCAACAGUGUUAUCGCCUCAUUGAACUUGCUUCUGCACAUCCUGUACAGCCUUCUAAACCCUCUGUACCAGGUACCGUACUUCAGCAAGUUAUGAGUGGAUUAAGUGGUGCAGUGCCUCCAGGUGUUACAACAGCAUCAGCAGCCUCAAUAAUACACCAGCAACAGACAGCAACAUCAGCACCAGCAAGCACAGCAACAUCAGCAGCAGCAACAGCAAGCACAGCAGAUGAUGGCUCCGCAUUCCCAAUAUGUUUCCCCACCAGCUGCUGCAGCUCUGCAGGGUGCUCUCCCACCUGCCUUCUACACAGGCCUUCAGCAGCCUGCUAUGUUAUUCUUUGGAAGACUUCCAAUUACUACACAACAACGCUGCCUCAUAUGGCUCCAACCAGUUUAGCCACUGGCCGUGACGGGAACAUGACGUCGGCGGCUUACUCUGCAGCUGAUGCUAAAUUCCGAACUGACCAAAAUUCCUCUCCUGUUCCCUCCACUAUGAAUCAACAAGGAGCACAGGCAGGUGUACAUACAUCACAGCAGCUGGCAAUGCAGCAAUGCCCCGUUCUACAUGUACCAUAA